Messenger RNA from Notolabrus celidotus (New Zealand spotty), 1515 nucleotides. RefSeq names its product tyrosyl-DNA phosphodiesterase 2b (gene tdp2b). The record is from RefSeq and is a predicted model, not a curated record. The coding region runs from base 127 to 1209 and encodes 360 amino acids. The transcript has 7 exons. Gene Ontology annotation, cellular component: PML body; cytoplasm. Gene Ontology annotation, molecular function: single-stranded DNA binding; 5'-tyrosyl-DNA phosphodiesterase activity; protein binding. NCBI's taxonomy places the organism in Eukaryota, Metazoa, Chordata, Actinopteri, Labriformes, Labridae. Gene Ontology annotation, biological process: double-strand break repair.
UCACCCGGAACCCUAUUGCUGGUACACGUUUUAUGACUUGCUGAGUAAAAGAAACAUGGGAUAACAAACAGUAGCAUUCAGCUCUAGUUUUACUUGUUCGGUAAAUAAAAAGUGUGACAGGAAAACAUGGCCUCUACAUACGACUUGGACAAACCGUCAGUUUCUAAUGUGGAAGAAAACAGAACCCGUCUCUGCGAAGAGUUUGCUGCAAUAACUGGGACAGACAGCGCUGUGGCUCAGUGCUACCUGGCUGAGAAUGAGUGGGAGAUGGAGAGAGCUUUGAACUCAUUCUUUGAGGCUGACUUGGAGAAAGUGUUUGAAGAAGAUUUAAUAGAGAGUGAGCCUGGUCCCAACACAAAGAAGCAAAAGGUGGAGGAGAGACCUCCAGAAGAAUGUAUAGAUUUGACUGAAGACAGUUCAGCCUCUGCACAUAAAACAUCAGAAGAAGAUGAAAGCAAACUAUCACUGAUCUCCUGGAACGUGGAUGGACUUGAUACAGACAACCUUGCAGAACGUGCCAGAGGCCUGUGCUCCUUCUUGGUCUUAUAUACUCCAGAUGUGGUGUUUCUCCAGGAGCUCAUUCCACCUUAUGUCCAGUACUUGAAGAAACGAGCUGUCAGCUACCUCAUUAUUGAAGGUGGUGAAGAUGGUUACUUCACAGGCAUGAUGCUGAAGAAGUCUCGAGUCAAGUUAAUAGAGAGUGAGAUUGUUGCUUACCCCACCACUCAAAUGAUGAGGAAUCUGCUCGUAGCUCAGGUAACUUUCAAAGACCAGAAACUUUGCCUGAUGACGUCCCACUUAGAGAGCUGUAAAGGCCAAGCGGCAGAGCGGAUGAAACAGCUGCGAGUGGUGAUGCAGAGGAUGAGAGAAGCGCGUGAUGAUGUUACAGUUCUAUUUGGAGGGGACACAAACCUUCGAGACGCUGAGGUGGUGAAGGUUGGUCUGCCCCCAAGUGUCUGUGACUUGUGGGAGCGUCUGGGGAAGCAGGAGCACUGCCGCUACACUUGGGACACCAAAGCCAACAGCAACAAGUCUGUUCCCUACGUCAGUCGUUGUCGUUUCGACCGAGUCUAUCUCCGCCCGGCUACAAAGGUCGGCGUCCCCUGCAUUGCCCCUGACCACAUGGCCCUAGUGGGACUGGAGAAGCUGGACUGUGGACGCUACACGAGUGAUCACUGGGGAAUCUACUGUAGCUUCUCUUUGGGGUAGAAAUGCACAAGCUGAAACAUACCAGUCCCACUGUCUUAAAUGAAGCUGGUCUUGUCUUUUUGGUGUGUUUUAUAGCUGCAGUGCAAACCUGCUGUAAGGGCAAAGUGCUGACCACACUUAUACGUUCUCUGUGAAAGAUGUCUCGACCUCAUAUCUGAGGUUGGUUAUCUGUACAUUUUAUACAGUGAUUUGAUUUGUUCUUAUCUUCUAAUGUGCCUCCUGUUGGGAUCUUGGCCCAACAUUUUUUUCCUGUAUGUAAAAUAAUUAAAUAAAAAGUAGAAUGCACCAAUAAAUAUUCAACUGAAG